Messenger RNA from Acanthosepion pharaonis, 1074 nucleotides. Lineage: Eukaryota; Metazoa; Mollusca; Cephalopoda; Sepiida; Sepiidae. The record is from the annotation of a GenBank genome assembly.
AUGAUAUCUCUUGGCAUUCUUGAUAAAAACUGGGCCCGUGGAUUAAAUGAAAAAGAAGCUGAAGUUAAAUUUAACCAGAUACUUAAUAGCCAAAACAGUGCAACACCAACCCCAAAAUAUGUUGAGAAUGAAAAACAAAAGAGAUUAUUUCAAGAGGAGAUCAACCAAGUAAAAAGACUACAUGGAAAUGAAUUUGAUCUGCAAAUUAAAGAAUUAUAUCAUGCAACUAAAGCUCCGAGAAAUCUGAUUUGUUCUCGUGGACUGGAUCAACGACUCAGUACAGAGUACCCCGAUGGAAAAGCAGAUCCUGAACUUAAACAAGAACCUGAAAAAGAAAAUGGAGACUACUAUGAUUCUGUCAAAGGAAAUAUGGAUGGCUUCAAUGAAUACGUAAUAUACGAUAAUCGUAGGUGCCUAAUUAAUUACAGAAUUGUCCUUGAAGGUACUGAAGAUGAAGACAGCGACAAAGAAGAUGAGAUUGCAAAAGAAGAGAAAAAAGAGGAAUUUAUGGAAACUUGGAAACGUCAUAUGAAUUUCUUGGUUGACUCAUGCAAACAUGAUGAUGAAGAGGAUGCAGAAGUAGAGCAAGAAAUCUGUAACAUUGAAAAAAUUCGACUUGAGAUUCGCAUGAGACGAGAAAUGAAAACAGGAAAACCACUGAGUAAAUUGUCUUAUGAUUUGCUGCGUGAAGAGAGAAAGAAAUGGAAGUCUUAUAUUUCGAAAGCUGAAAACAAAUCCGAAAUGCCUUCUAACCAAAAAUCAGAUGAGAAAAAAUUGCCUUCUAACCAAAAAUUGGAGGCAGAGGAAAGUGUCAUUUCUUCUUUGCUGGAAUUCAAUUUAGAUAAUUCCGGAGAGGAGAUAACACAUUAUCCGCAAGUAGCAGAUGAUCCAGAAUUAGCAAAUGAUAUGCACUGGUGGCUUGAAUACUACAUGAGUGCCAGAAGGUGUGAAAUUUCUAUCAGCUCCACAGCCCUCUACAUCCCGUCCAGCAAAGUCCCCCUCUCCAAAGAAAUCCACUCGCUCCUCAUCCUCCGACCCAUCUCCUUCUCUCCGGCCCUCAACCUCUCUUUCUAG